Girardinichthys multiradiatus is the source of this 3538-nucleotide messenger RNA. Its product is annotated as solute carrier family 2, facilitated glucose transporter member 6-like. The transcript is spliced from 8 exons. Gene Ontology annotation, biological process: transmembrane transport. The record is from RefSeq and is a predicted model, not a curated record. Gene Ontology annotation, molecular function: transmembrane transporter activity. Lineage: Eukaryota; Metazoa; Chordata; Actinopteri; Cyprinodontiformes; Goodeidae. Gene Ontology annotation, cellular component: membrane. Bases 242 to 1732 code for a protein of 496 amino acids.
AGGAGGUAGAUAUGAUUUUUUGUUUUGUUUUCUAGCCUUUCGGUGGAGGCUAGACUGUGAUGAGGUUUCAAAAGCACAAGAAAGGUCUUGUGUGGGUACCUUGAAGUUAAGCAUUGUUUUUUAAUUUUAUGCAAUAGCUGAUCUUUCUCACAGAAAGCCAAGGUUGCAGAUCCUGAAACAGACCACAGAAAUCAGUUAUUUCUUUACUUUUUGAGCUGCUGCACAGCCGUCUGAGGAAAACAUGAAUGAGGAGACCCCACUGCUGCAUAGAAGAACUGCAUCAUCUGAUUCCCAGAUCAGUAACUCCAGACUGUAUCUAGCUGUGUUUUCGGCAGUUCUGGGCAACUUCAACUUUGGUUACUCCCUGAUCUACUCAUCCCCCGUCCUCCCAAAGUUUAAAAGUCCCGAUGCAGACCCUUGGCUCAGGAUGGACACGGACCAGGCUGCCUGGUUUGGGUCCAUCUACACCCUGGGUGCAGUGGCUGGGGGGCUCGGGGCUAUGCUGCUGAAUGACCUGAUUGGACGGAAAAUGAGCAUCAUGAUGUCAGCGGUGCCCUCGAGUAUUGGAUACAUGCUGAUGGGAGGAGCUGUGAACUUGUGGAUGCUCCUUUUGGGACGAUUUCUAACUGGUGUCGCAGGGGGGAUUACUGCAGCAUCAAUUCCAGUUUACAUCUCCGAGAUCUCACACAAAAAAGUCAGAGGUGCUCUGGGCUCCUGCCCGCAGAUCACAGCUGUGUUUGGGACCCUGACACUCUAUGCCCUUGAUCUGGUGGUACCGUGGCAGUGGCUGGCAGUGGCAGGGUCAGUGCCAGCAGUGCUGAUGGUUAUUCUGCUGGCGUUCAUGCCCUCCUCCCCCAGGAGACUCCUCUCCCUCGGCCAGGAGCAGAAAGCAGAAAAGGCCCUCCGCUGGCUGAGAGGAAGCAACUACAACACUAAUAUAGAGCUCAAUGCUAUACAGCAAAGCAUUAAUACACAGGUUAAAAUCACCUGGUCUCAACUGCUCAUGCCCAUCUAUUACCGGCCGAUCCUGAUCUCAGUUGGGAUGCGUUUCCUGCAACAGAUGACGGGAAUCACGCCAGUUCUGGUCUACCUGGAGCCCAUCUUUGCUAAGAGCAAUGUUGCCAUGGAGCCCAGGUACGAUGCUGCCAUUGUGGGUGCAGUCCGCCUCUUCUCUGUUGCUGUGGCAGCCAGUCUGAUGGACAAGGCAGGACGUAAAGCCCUGCUGUACUCUUCAAGCAUGCUGAUGUUUCUGUCCUCUCUGACUCUGACCAUGAUCUCCCACACCACACCUUGCCCUGCUGUAAACAUUACAGCUCCGGGCUACAGCUCCCACGCUGAGCUGGGCAACACAUUACAGGCCAGCCAGGGAACGGCUGUGAGCGUCAUCCCUCUCAUCAGCACUGUGGUGUUUAUAUUCGGAUACGCCAUGGGAUGGGGACCAAUCACUUGGCUGCUGAUGUCAGAGGUGCUGCCGCUGGUGGCGAGGGGCGUGGCGUCAGGUUUAUGUGUCACUGUGAGCUGGUUGACAGCUUUCUUCACCCUCAUGGUAGACACCUAUGGCUUGUAUGUGCCCUACCUGAUGUUCACUGUGGUGUGCGUCUUAUGCCUGCUGUUCAACGCCGUGUGCAUACCAGAGACUCGCAAUCGCUCGCUGGAGGAAAUAGAGAACUACUUUAGGACUGGACGCACAUUCACCAUCAGACAAAAUCACCCUGGUGUAGUGUCCAGUUGAAAACAAGAAGUCAAUCCAAUCAAAAGGACAGAUUCUUGCUCUGAAAGUAAAAAAAAAGAAAAAAAGUUUAAUGGGGUUCACUUUAAGUGUUUCAUUUCUAAUAAUAAUUACAAAGCCUUGCAAAAGUGUUCAUCCCACUUGAACUUUUUCACUUUUUAUUACAUUACAACUACAAACUUCAAUGCAACCUAUUGGGAUUCUGUGAUAGACAACAAGCAAUGGUUUUAACCUUUUUUAAAAUACAGGAAAGUCUUGAUAUCUGUCCUGCACAUGUGUUUACCCUUGCUGUUUCAAUACUUUCUCCAUCUAGAGUCUAAACACAUUUUCACAAUUUUUGUUGUAAAAUAGCUCAAGCUUGGUGACACUGGAAGGAGAGCUUCUGGAAACAGCAGUUUUCAAGUCUUACCACAGAUUGUCAUUUCACUUUGUCUGGGCCAUUUUAACACAUUAAUAAGCUCUAGCUGUCUGUUUAGGGUCAUUGUCCUGUUCAAAGGUACACCUAUGCCUCAAUUUCAAGUCUUCCUCUAAUAAGUUUUCUUCCAGGAUUAGCCUGUAUUUAUGUCUUCCCAUCAAUCUUAUCAGCUUCCCUGCCUUUUUUGAAGAGUAGCAUGCUGCCACCACCAUGUGGAAUAGUUUGGAUGGUGUGUUUAGGGUAAUGUAAAGUCUCAGUUUUCCCCCACACAAUGUUUUGCAUAUAGGCCAAAAAGUUUAAUGUCAAUCUCAGCUACAUGUUUGAUCUGUCCUCUACUUGUGACAAACAGCUAUGUUUCUCUUGUUUGUCUUCUUGCCCCUUCCAUCAAGGUCAAAUUUAUGGGAUGCAGGUAAUGUGAACACAAUGUGGUUCAAUGAGUAUAAAUACGGUACACUAGAUCACUACGAUCAUGAUUUAGAUCAGAGUUCAGAAUCUUCCAGACGGUUUAUUGACUCAUAUAACCUCUAUAGAGGGAUUUAAACAACAGCUAGGACAGCUACAAAAACUCAACACAGCAAAAUAUGUUUAUAUUAGUUAAAAAAACUUAAGUAAAUACAGCCUUACUGGUGAAAUGGAUAAGAACAUUUCUGACAUCUUUAAUAUGUUUGUGUGCCAUUACAUUUACAUACAAUAUCAAUACUAAAUGCACUUUGUGCCACUUAUGGCCUGCUUCAAAUAUUAUAUACUGUUGUAUUAAAGUUUCCUUUUAUGUAUAUUUUUAUAUCCAGCAGUUUACAAAACAGUGUAUAUGGUUCAAAUAAAUUUGUAAGACAUUUUACCAGUUUUUUUUUCAGUGUGUUUAUGGUUAAUGAUGUAUUUAUUAAUUGAAAGAAUUGAUGAUUUUAUUACAAAAUGACCAUGGAACCUCUACAAUUGUGAGGUUUUUCCGUGUUUUAAGAGGCUUCACAUAUCUCCUUCUCCAGCUUGUUGAAGCAAGUGUUCCAACAUAACAUGCUACAGGAUGCAAAAUCAUUGUUAGAAAAUAUCAAACAAAAGCACCAUCAUCUUAAGCAUUGGAUGGAACUGAUGUGACAUCCAAACUUACAGGAUGACCAGAUUAAUUCCUCAAAACCUUGGGACUCUUUCUGGAUUACAUCAGCAACUCAGGACUUCUGUCGAUCCUGCUUAGCACAUGCUGCCCAUGUUUUAGUAGAAACAGCUGAGGACUAUAUAUGUAGAUGAGUCUUUAUGCGUGUUAUGGUUAGCUCAUCCUCUCUCUUUCAAGGGACUGUACAUAAUAAUAAUAAUAAUAAUAAUACCUGAGAUGUUGACUUUUUAAUUGUCCUUUAUUAAUAAAUUAAAAUUUUAUGUCAUCGUUUUUCUAGCUGCUUUGA